Molecule: messenger RNA, 760 nt
Organism: Rotaria socialis
Lineage: Eukaryota; Metazoa; Rotifera; Eurotatoria; Philodinida; Philodinidae
Source: the annotation of a GenBank genome assembly
AUGGGUGCAACUAGUCAAUUUCGACCUCUUGAUAUACCAACAGAUUCCGAUGGAUUCGUCAAAUCUUUCACUUUGUCGAGUUACAAUUGUUCCGAAGCCAACGAAGCACGUGCUUUCUUUCAAGAAUAUGGUUUCAUAGUUAUUUCCAAUGUCUUCACUCCGGAACAAUGUAACGAUACCAUCUCUGACAUUUGGAAUGUAAUCGAAUCGUUAGUGACACAGUCUGUGCGAAAUGACGAACAACUUUGGACUCAAACGUGUGUUCUUUUCUAUUUUUUCUAUUUAACGUACAAUUUCCGUCUUCCGUAUUACCUUAGACUUUGGAGUAAAACAGGUAUUCUAGAUGAAGGUAUCGUUGGUUGGGAAAGCCUGUGGACUCGCCAAAUUUUGUUCAAUCGACAAACUCCAGCUCUGCACACUGCUUUUUCUAGUGUACUUGGAACAGAAAAUCUUCUGGUGAGCCAUGAUCGUUAUGGAAUGCUUCGACCUGCUAAAAAACAUCCUGAACGUUCCACGACGACCAAUUUACAUUUAGAUAUGAAUCCAUGGCUUUAUAUUGACGACGAUGACAAUUCGCACCAAUUAGAAAUUCUCAGUAAGCUGCGCUAUAAAUCUGAUAUUGAUUGGAUCACAGAAAACAAUGAGCCCGGGUGUGCCAAAGUCGGUGAACUGCAUGUACAAGGUCUUGUCAAUCUUGCCGAUAAUCUGGAAGAAGAUGGUGGAUUCUGGUUAGUUCCUGGUUUUCACAAAUAUUUACCAC